AAUAGAACAACUACGUUUUAAUGUGGAAUUUAUGAUUAUUACAACUAAAAACAAGGCAAAUAGUGAUUACAUACCCUUUGUGUAGUGAAAUAUUACCAUUCGGGCAUAUAAAUUUUACAAGAUAUUUAUAUUUGUACUUUGUGAUGUUAAAUUAUAAUUAUUCCUAGUAUUUGUUUACUAAGAUCAGUUGCGAAGAGACUAAGAGAUAUUUAAUAAUGGCAGGCCACAGGUACCUCAGUAACACGACAAAUCUAUUUGCGGAUGACGACGUAGACGACGAUACUUUUGUUAACAGUUAUAGACAAAGAAUUCCACCGCCACAACCCAAACCAUCACCUUCACCUUAUAUUGCUGAUUUAGAAAGGCAAAGACAAACUAUGUUAGAGAAACAGAAAGAGAUCGAACAGCGUACACUUGAUUCUUCAGUUAGAAGUAUAGGUUUGUUGCGGGAAUCUGAGCAAAUUGGAAUUGCAACUGCUGAAGAACUAGCUCGUCAACGCGAACAACUCCAAAACACUAAUAGAAGACUUGACGAAAUUAACACCAAUUUGAGCUAUAGUCAAAAACACCUAAACGGUAUUAAAUCAGUUUUUUAUGGGUUUAAGAACUAUUUGUCAGGUAAAUCUGACCAAACGCCUAGUAAGAGUCAGGCAUCUCCCAGUUCCUGUAGUUCAAAAGCAGGAAAUAGUAGCAGAGUAGAUGAUACCUUAUACAGCAUGAGUGCUAGUGAAACUGAUAAUUUUACUAAUCACCCAUCAACUCGCCUUAGAGGACUUAACCAGCAAGUAGCCGCUGAACCAAUAUCAGAUACUCAGCGCAUAAAUAAAAUGCUAGAUGCUAACCUAGAUGAGAUGGUUACUCACAUCUCAAGAUUAAAGGGUCUGGGCAUGGCUCUUGGAGAGGAAAUUGAACAACAGAAUCAUCUUAUAGAUGAAAUACAUGAUAAAGCCGAUGUUGCAGAUAUAAAAAUUGGUCAUCAAAAUAAGCAAAUGAACAAACUUUUAGGACAAUAAUUAGAAUCUACCAUAUUGUAAACCUUUUAUAGGAACAUAAAUGUCCUACUAAUUAUAAAAAUACAUUGAUUAUGUUAAUGAUAAAAAAAUAUAUAUAAUAUUUAAAUUAAUUACACUUCAUUUAUUUAUAUAGUGGGAGACUACAUAGAUAUGUAUAUGUUAUAUAAUACAAGCAUAGUUCUAAUUAAUAAAAAGGAAAACAAUGGUAUUAAAAUAGUGUCAAUGUCAAACAGUCUGGGUUUGUUAUCUUGUAAAUUAAUUCCAUUAACAUGCGUCAGCUUAUCAAAUACAAUAUUACUGCAAAAAACUCAAUUUGUAAAUAAAAUAUAACGGCAUAAAGUAUUUAUGGAUAAGUUUGUAACCAUUGUUCAUUGGAAAACAAGUAGGAAAUAUCCACAAAUCAAAAAGAGCUCAUGUAUCUAAAAAUUAUAUUAUGCACUUAAAUUCAACCUUGAAAUUUUAAUUUUGUUUCUCCCAAGUUUUAUUUGAAAUGUUAUGUUAUAUUGAUAAUUGUCAUAGCAUUCCUUUUUUUUCUUUUUUUUUAUGUAUAAUAAACUCCAUGCUUAUAAAGGUGUAA
Messenger RNA from Nymphalis io (European peacock), 1590 nucleotides. RefSeq names its product synaptosomal-associated protein 29 (gene Snap29). Bases 216 to 1013 code for a protein of 265 amino acids. Gene Ontology annotation, molecular function: syntaxin binding; SNAP receptor activity. The record is from RefSeq and is a predicted model, not a curated record. NCBI's taxonomy places the organism in Eukaryota, Metazoa, Arthropoda, Insecta, Lepidoptera, Nymphalidae. The transcript has a single exon. Gene Ontology annotation, biological process: exocytosis; synaptic vesicle fusion to presynaptic active zone membrane; synaptic vesicle priming. Gene Ontology annotation, cellular component: SNARE complex; plasma membrane.